Emiliania huxleyi CCMP1516 is the source of this 537-nucleotide messenger RNA. RefSeq lists its product as hypothetical. The record is from RefSeq and is a predicted model, not a curated record. NCBI's taxonomy places the organism in Eukaryota, Haptophyta, Isochrysidales, Noelaerhabdaceae. The transcript is spliced from 4 exons. The coding region runs from base 1 to 537 and encodes 178 amino acids.
AUGUGGGCCUCCGGGCCUGCUGCGGCGGCGCGGCCGUUUGAGGCCGGGCUCGGCCCGGCCCGCGACGGCUGGCCGCCGACGAGCGCGCUCGCGCUGCUCGUCAAAAUGGCGGCGGUGUCGACUGCGGCGACGGUCGUUCAGUCGCUCAGCGCUUUCCCGUCUGUCGUCUGUCGUCUGUCGUCUGUUCUGCUCGCUCGAACCGCGGCCGACUCUGCCACCGCGGCCGCAGCUGCUGAGCACUCCAGAAAACUGGUGCCUGAUAUGCUGCCUCCCUGCGGAUGCUGCCGGCGAGCCUGGCGGACCAUCGGGUCCUUCGGCCACCAAAGCGAGAUCACCCGAGAGCAGCUGAGUCUGCCUCUGGCCUCGCCUCCCUCUCCUUCAGGCAUUCGUGGCAUCCUAUGGGUCUCGCGGUCACUUGAUGACACCAUGAAGUACAGCGAUCGCCAACUCGCUGGCCUCUCCGCAAGGCCCCCCGACCGCGUCGAACUCAACGGCGCGGGCUCUCUCGGCUACGGGACCGGCCCCAGCUUCGGCUGA